This is a messenger RNA of Populus nigra (black poplar), 3810 nucleotides long. Its product is annotated as ATP-dependent DNA helicase SRS2-like protein At4g25120. The record is from RefSeq and is a predicted model, not a curated record. Gene Ontology annotation, biological process: recombinational repair. Gene Ontology annotation, molecular function: hydrolase activity; ATP binding; DNA binding. The transcript is spliced from 29 exons. Bases 189 to 3533 code for a protein of 1114 amino acids. NCBI's taxonomy places the organism in Eukaryota, Viridiplantae, Streptophyta, Magnoliopsida, Malpighiales, Salicaceae. Gene Ontology annotation, cellular component: nucleus.
AAAGGACGACUAGUCGUUCGUUUUGGUCGGGAAGACACGACGCCGUUUAAGGCACCCAUCAAUUUGAAAACCAGCGUUUCGUCCCCAGGGGAGGGAAAGGAAGACAUCAAAACAAUACCGUCACCUUACUCCAGUCUCCUCCGUUCCCCAGUUCCCUUUUCACUCUAUUAAUUCUAAAGGGAAAAAAAAUGUCAAAAGAAAACAGUUACGCGUUAGCCAAAAUCAUAACGGAAGAACAAAGAGCUCGAAUUUCUCACAAUUUCAAAGCCGCAAAAGCACUCCUCGCUCGCAAACGCCCUCUCGACUCCAUCGCCGCCGCAACCGCUAAUAAAUUCCCUCACAAAAAUAAUGAUGUAAUCUCACUUAAAUCACCAAGAUUUCCUCUCGCGGAGGUGAAUACUAACCUGCCGCCAUCGCGGUUAGUACAAAAAGGUGUCACGCGAGUUUCGGAGUUGGUUAAUGGUAGUGAUGGAGAGAGUAAAUGUUUAUCGGAAUCUUUUGUUACUCCGGUGAAAAAACCGGAAGGUUCGGGUUUUAGUGACUGUUUAUCUACGCUUAGUAGCAGUGCUAGUAUUUUAGAUGAUGAUAAUUUUAAUGAGUCUAUUUUGGAGGAGAUUGAUGCGAUUUGUGAGCAGAAGUCUGUUGUGAAAAUGGAAAAGGAUAGUCCGAAUAGGAGUUUUAGUGUAGAAUGUGAGUGUGAUCAGGGAAAUGAGGGCAGUUUGGCUAGUUUGGAGUCAGGUAUGCGAGAUGUGUUGGACUCUCCAACGGAAGAGAAAAGUAUUUGUCCAUGCGGAAAUAUGCCUGAAGAGUAUGUGAAGUAUUUGCAGGGUCUGAAUGAUAGGCAGCGUGAAGCGGCCUGUAGUGAUAUUUCGGUUCCUUUGAUGCUUAUUGCUGGUCCAGGUAGUGGAAAGACUUCUACAAUGGUCGGGCGUGUUUUGAUGCUGCUCAAUGAGGGAAUUAGUCCAUCAAACAUUCUGGCAAUGACUUUCACAACUGCUGCAGCUGCUGAGAUGAGAGAUCGGAUUGGAGCAGUGGCUGGGAAGGCAAAAGCUAAAGAGCUUAUGAUUAGCACGUUCCAUUCCUUUUCUUUGCAACUUUGUCGUUCACAUGCAGAGAAAUUAGGCCGCACAUCAGAAUUCUUGAUAUAUGGACAUGGGCAUCAGAGAAGAGCAAUCAUUGAGGCUGUGAGGCUAUUAGAAAAGGAAAAGAGUGGUGUACAAAAUGACGAUGCCAGCAAACUUGCUCAAGAUUCUAAAGAUAUAGUGUCUCCGGAAUAUUUCAAGGAAAGGUCAAAGAAAUGGCAAAAGUUUGUGACUCAGGCUAAAGCCUCUGGAAAAACACCUGCAGACUUCCAUAGAAGGGGUGAUGAAAUUGGAGCAGCAAUUCUUGGGAACUACAAUGACAUAUUAAGAUCUUGUAAUGCUUUGGACUACCAUGACUUAAUCAGCUGUUCUGUGACGUUGCUCACUGAUUUUCCUGAAGUAUUUGAGGAUUGCAAAGAUUCAUGGAAAGCCAUUGUGGUAGAUGAGUUCCAGGACACAAGUGCCAUGCAAUACAGUCUUUUACGACUUCUUUCAUCUCAUAAUCAUAUAACUAUUGUUGGUGAUGAUGAUCAGUCAAUUUUCAGUUUCAAUGGAGCUGAAAUUUCUGGGUUUGACUCAUUUCGUCAUGAUUUUGCAAAUUACAAAGAGAUUAGACUCAAUAAAAACUAUCGAUCCACCCGCUAUAUUGUUGAAGCUGCAUCUUCUCUUAUUCAAAAUAACAUGAAAAGAUGCCGGUUUAAGGAUGUUCUUACUGAUAAUUCUUGCGGAUCUAAGAUAGCUAUCAAGGAAUGUCAAAAUGAACGUGCAGAAUGUGCAUUUGUUGUUGACAAGAUCUUGGAAACUGCAUCUGAUGGCUCACAUUCUAAGCCUUCUUAUGGCAGUAUUGCCAUUCUGUAUAGGAGGCAGGUAUCAGGAAAGAUAUUUCAAUUAGCAUUUCGUGAGAGGAAAAUACCAUUCAAUGUUCACGGGGUUGCUUUUUAUAGGAAAAAGGUAGUUAAAGCUAUCAUUGCAAUGCUUAGAACAACAUUGCCAGGUUGUGACGAUGGUUCAUAUCAUCAAGUUUUCAAGGCUUUGCUUCCUUUCGAGAAGGAGGAGAAAAAGAGGGUUAUCGAGCAUGUUGAUAAAAUCUCAACGGUCCGAAAAUGUAGCUUUAUAGCUGCUGCAUGUGAUGUCUUUAGUGCAAAGAUUUCUGGUACCUUCAAGAGGAGUCAGCUCACACAGGGACGUAAGGUGCUAUCUACACUACAGAUGAUUUCCAAACUUGUUCACAGGGAACAGUCAAUUUCAGCUGUCAUAACUUCAGUGGCAAGCAUGGUUCCUCAGAAAUAUCUUCUCGAACAACGGGCAGUGGUUGAUAGUGAUGGAGGAAAGUUGCUCAAUGAAGACAAUGACCUCAGAUCUGUUCUUCAGUAUUUAUUGGACGAUGUCUCUGAUGUUUUAUCCAUGCAAGUUGCUUCAAAAGAAGGAGAGGGUGAUGUGCAAGAACAGAAAGGUUGUGUUAGUUUACUCAAAGAGUUUAUUGACUACAUAACACAGAGGGAGAAAGAAAAUUUUCAUUCUCGAAGACAUAAUAAUGAAAAUUCUGUAACCCUGACUACCAUUCAUCAGUCAAAAGGCUUAGAGUGGGACACUGUUUUUAUAGUAAAGGCAAAUGAAUCUGAGAUUCCUCUGUUGCAUGAAUUUAAUGGCACUGCAAAGGAAAAUGGGACCUCAAUUGAGGAAGAGCGGCGUCUUUUCUAUGUGGCAAUGACUCGUGCUCGAAAGAAACUUUUCAUUACAUAUGUUGCCAUGGAUUCAAAUUGGCAGAUGCUUCAUCCAUCACGUUUUCUCAAAGAGAUACCAGAUCAUCUUCGGGAGAUUCAGGCUGAAGUAUGUCUACAAGAUUUACAAACAAAGCAUCGCGAGAUCCGAAAUGAAACUGUUGACUUUGUCAUUGAUCUACCAAAAGAACAAAAAGUUUCUGAUUUAGAAUCAGAGUCAAAUGAUUUCCUCGUUAAUCAAAUGAACGAGGCUUCUAAAGAGUCAUUGGAAACAAUUGAUUCAUACAAUGGGAAUAUUUUCUUAAGGAGAUUUGCUGUUGAGGAAAGGUCAGUUGUUUCCCACUUAUUCCAUCAAUGGGCCAAGAAACAAGCAUUCCAAAACCCUAAGAGAUUGCUUAAUAAGGUUGGAUUUGUUAUUGAUGAACGAUUGAGAGUCAAGAAGAACAAACACAAGGAUGUUUUGCGUGCAUUGAAAUCCUGCUUGAGCUGUGAUGAGGCCUUUCAGUAUGCAGAAUAUGUGCUGAGAUGGGAGCAAAUUCCUGCCGACCAACGUGCUCAUUUGAUGCAUGAGAAACAGGAGCAUUUCCAGAAAUUAAGGAUAGAGAAUUCAAUGAGCUCAUCUGCACCCACAUCUAAACAGAUUGGAUAUCUUCAAAACUUGGGAUGCACCGUGACCCCUACAUCACGUCUCCAUGCUUCCCGCUUGAUAGAGCAAUAUAAAUCAUUAUGACAACGAUGGAUCCCUCUGAUGACUUUGAUUUGGAAAUCCUGCCUAUAUGGAGCUGUAAGUGUCAGUUUAUUGACCCCAAAGAGGACAAUUCAUACUGCAGUCAUAAUUUAGUUAAAACUGAGGUUAUUGAUGAACUAUAUUGUUAUCUUCCUUUCCAUGCAAUUUUGACAUUUAAGGUAUAUAUUGUUAUCUUCCUUUCCAUGCAAUUUUGACAUUCAAGGUAUACAAGCUUUAUAACGCGUCAUGAUAUUUAUUUAUUUAUUUAUUUUUGGUUUAA